Molecule: messenger RNA, 681 nt
Organism: Rubroshorea leprosula
Lineage: Eukaryota; Viridiplantae; Streptophyta; Magnoliopsida; Malvales; Dipterocarpaceae
Source: the annotation of a GenBank genome assembly
CACUGACUCAUUUUUUGAGAAAAUUGGUGACCAAGCUUGGGAUUUUCUCCUUCUUUUCUUGUUCUUGAACCCAGAAAUUCCCCCCCCCUCUCUGCUGGAAAUUUCAGAUCUGCUCUGCUCUGUCUUCCCCGCCGGCUGCUCUUGCUUGUGGGUGUGAUUUUCGGUCUUUCUUGGUAAGAAGCAGCCAAGAAAUCAUCUCUUUAACCUUGAUUUAGGCUGGGUUAUGCUAAUUUCUGUUUAUUUCCCUCAAUUUUUUUGGGUAGUCCGUGAGUUUCCUGCAGCUUGCCGCCGGCUUCUUCUUCCCCUGCUAGCUCCCGUUCUUGCUGGAAAAUUCUGGUUCCCGAUUGUUCUGUCAGUUAGCAUUGAGAUUGAGUGCUCGGUUUUAUGCAAGUGAGGAAGCGAAACCGAGGAUGGGGAAACCGAGGGGAGUGACGAAUUAGAAGGCUAGCCAUUUCGAGAUUGAUAUAGAUUUAGAAAUAAAUCAUGCUCUUGUAAGCUAGAUUGUGAUUGGAGAUUUUAUGAUAUCAGAGCAGAUCGUAAAAUUUUAUCUUGAGAUUUUGUGGUAUCAGAUUGUAAUUUGAAUAAAUUCCAAGCCUUGUGCACUUGUGGGACCCGUCUCACGAGUGCACGGCGUCUGCCACGUCUCCGGAUUCGGGUUCUAGGGCAUGACAGAAUCAUUGA